Molecule: messenger RNA, 2254 nt
Organism: Coffea eugenioides
Lineage: Eukaryota; Viridiplantae; Streptophyta; Magnoliopsida; Gentianales; Rubiaceae
Product: dihydrolipoyl dehydrogenase 2, chloroplastic-like
Exons: 15
Coding region: 172-1926 (584 amino acids)
Cellular component (GO): mitochondrion; oxoglutarate dehydrogenase complex
Molecular function (GO): dihydrolipoyl dehydrogenase (NADH) activity; flavin adenine dinucleotide binding
Source: RefSeq, a predicted model, not a curated record
GCCGCUUUGUUAACUCCGCCACCUCCAACGGACUUCUCGAAGCCUUCCCUCCUCUUCCUCUACAUCACUCUCCCGGCGGCCCCACUUCCGCUCCCAAACAAUCUCCAUUAAUUCAUCCUCUACUGCGUGAGUGUGUGUUUUUGAACCUCGAGUCCUCGAAACCUUUAAAAAAUGCAAUCAGCAAUGACAAUGUCCCUGGCCUCGCCUUCCCUAACAAUUGCCCCGAGAUCCGACUGCUCUUCUUCCACUUUUCUCACGUCGCGAUCGCUCCGGUUCUGCGGGCUCAAGAGAGAGGCGAUUUUCGGACUGAAUUCUUCGCAUUCAGCUGCAGCGAGAUUAGUUUCCUCCUCCUCGGCUGCUGUAUUUUCUUCUUCGUCCACAAAGCAGCGUUUGAAUUUGAAGGUUUCGGCUUCGGUGAGUAAUGAUAAUGGAACUCCGUCGAAAGAGGGUUUUGAUUAUGAUCUCGUAAUUAUUGGCGCUGGUGUUGGUGGUCAUGGCGCUGCACUUCAUGCUGUAGAGAAGGGUUUAAAAACUGCCAUCAUUGAAGGAGAUGUAGUAGGAGGAACAUGUGUAAAUAGGGGUUGUGUGCCUUCCAAAGCCCUCCUAGCUGUUAGUGGUCGUAUGCGGGAGCUUCAGAAUGAGCAUCACAUGAAGGCUUUUGGUUUACAGGUUGCAGCUGCUGGAUAUGACAGACAAGGAGUUGCUGAUCAUGCAAAUAAUUUGGCCUCCAAAAUUAGAAAUAAUUUGACAAAUUCGAUGAAAGCUCUUGGGGUAGAUAUAUUGAUGGGUGCUGGCACAGUUUUGGGUCCACAAAAGGUGAAAUAUGGAAAGGCUGGCGCUGGAGAAACUGUAAUAACAGCAAAAGACAUUAUAAUUGCUACUGGCUCCAUUCCCUUAGUGCCAAAGGGAAUUGAAGUUGACGGUAAGACAGUCAUCACCAGUGAUCAUGCACUCAAAUUGGAAUUUGUUCCGGAGUGGAUAGCGAUAGUUGGAAGUGGUUACAUCGGUCUCGAGUUCAGCGAUGUUUAUACAGCUCUUGGAAGUGAGGUUACAUUUAUUGAAGCUUUGGAUCAGCUGAUGCCUGGCUUUGACCCUGAGAUUGGAAAGUUGGCACAGAGAGUCCUCAUAAAUCCUCGGAAAAUUGAUUCUCAUACUGGUGUGUUUGCCAGCAAGAUAACUCCAGCAAAGGAUGGAAAACCAGUGAUAAUUGAGCUCAUUGAUGCCAAGACCAGGGAACCGAAAGGCACUCUAGAGGUAGAUGCUGCUCUUAUUGCAACUGGUAGGGCUCCAUUCACUGAAGGACUUGGCCUGGAAAAUAUUAAUGUACAAACUCAGCGUGGAUUUAUACCUGUAGAUGAGCGCAUGCAUGUAAUAGAUGCUGAUGGGAAGUUGGUUCCUCACUUGUAUUGCAUUGGUGAUGCCAAUGGGAAGAUGAUGCUUGCUCAUGCAGCAAGCGCACAAGGAAUCUCUGUUGUUGAGCAAGUUACUGGAAAGGACCAUAUUCUGAACCAUUUAAGUGUACCAGCAGCAUGUUUUACCCAUCCUGAGAUCAGUAUGGUUGGACUGACAGAGCCUCAAGCAAGAGAAAAGGGUGAGAAGGAAGGAUUUGAAGUCAGUGUUGCUAAGACAAGCUUCAAGGCUAACACUAAAGCCCUGGCUGAAAAUGAAGCGGAAGGACUUGCCAAGUUGAUCUAUAGACCUGACAAUGGAGAGAUCCUUGGAGUUCAUAUUUUUGGUCUGCAUGCUGCAGACCUCAUACAUGAGGCAUCUAAUGCUAUAGCUAUGGGGACACAUAUACAGGACAUAAAGUUUGCUGUUCAUGCACAUCCAACCUUGUCUGAAGUGCUUGAUGAGCUCUUCAAAGCAGCCAGGGUUAAAGUUAACGGUUCUAUUCGAGUGGGUAUGCAAUUUGCUGGCCAUACUUAGAUUAGUCGGGGAAUGUUUUUGGGAGUAUGUGUUGUUACCUUGCUUUUGGGACCUGAGAAGAAGAUUCAGGUCCAAGAGAAAGGAGCACUAGAGCAGCAUAUAAAAUUGCUCUUGCUUGCAUUUUGGUAGCAUUUUCGCUGCACAUUCAAGCCAUAGACAGCCUUUUGUCAAAGCCAUCGUCAUUGUUUGUUGUAGAAAUUAUUCUCCUUGAAAAUAAUUGGAAUUCUAGCUUAUGACAAUGAGAUGAAGUUUUGGUCACAGUCCAAGUACAAAGGAUUUUGGUGUACCCUGUGAUGAGCUUCAAAGAAAAUCUGAUUUGUACUUUGUA